This is a messenger RNA of Fimicolochytrium jonesii, 696 nucleotides long. RefSeq lists its product as uncharacterized. The record is from RefSeq and is a predicted model, not a curated record. Lineage: Eukaryota; Fungi; Chytridiomycota; Chytridiomycetes; Spizellomycetales; Powellomycetaceae. The coding region runs from base 1 to 696 and encodes 231 amino acids. The transcript has a single exon.
AUGGUCUAUGCGGGGUUUGGGGAGAGGCCGGCAAAGGCGAGGGGCCUGGAUGGGCUUGAGCGAAUUGAACCCCGGGCAGGGGCCGACAUCUACAUCCGCGACGAGCACGGCGCCCUUGUGGCCACAAUCUCGUACAUUACCGCGGGUCGUUGCGAACACGACCUACGGCUGGGGCUCAUCGUCGAGUCCUGUGGAUCCCGGCCGGCUGUGGUUCGAUGGAAGGCCUCAAGGGGCACAAUGCAUGCCGCGGGGCUUUGUCGUGGCCACAAGAACUCGGGAUAUGCCAGGGGGACAUCGCACUAUGCAAUGAAAGGAGGGGAAAAGAAGUUUCUCGUUGCCACGGAAAAGGCCUUCACCAAGCGACUGCUGCAGGAGCUCGCCAAACGCAACCCCACCGUGGAGGCCUACCUGAUGAUGGCCAUGCCAGAGGUGUACAGGCCAAAUUCCGAUGAGUUCCCCCCGCGGUUCGCCACCACCAACUAUCAAGUGGUCGUUCACUGCGACCCGUCGGACGACGGCGUAGCCGGCGAGCUGAACCCGCACACAGGACGCACCAUAUGGAAGCCGACCCCGAAGGAGGAGCUUCUGGAGGAGCUUCAAGCCCGCAAGCUAUGCGCAUGGGCGGCAGGCUAUGCCGCCGCUCCGCCAACCGUCGUCGGCGAGUGGGUAUUUGUGCUGCCAGAGCAAGGCUUCUAG